AUUGGUGAAGCUAAUUAAAGCGCCGUGUGUGUGUGUGUGUGUUUGACAAAACAGUAAUUAAGAAAAACAUAUUAUGCGUAAAUUGUACGCAACGUUGAACCCCCAACCACACGAAGCCACUCCCAUCAGUUCAAAGCAGGAUGCACAGCGACAAGACAUGGACCAAAGUGACAAUGACCUUCAAGGAACUGAUGGUUCGGGAUUCCUUGGAGGUCUUGAUGUACGCAGACAGAUCCCAAUCAAGUUACUAUCAAAGCAGACGGAAAGAGGCAAGCUGCCCGCCCGACCUCAGCGUCCCAACACUAGAUUGCCCUCAAAAACUGAAGAAGAGCCUUUCAGCUAUAACCAAGAGGAAAGAUUUGAGUGUAAGUCUGGAGAUGCUUAUGGAAAACAGCGCAGAUUCCCUCAGCCAAUCUUCUGGGAUUAUAAGCUUAACUUGGUAGGAGUAAAAGAUGACACUCCAGCUCAUUUUUGUGACAAGUGUGGUCUGCCAAUAAAGAUCUAUGGGCGAAUGAUUCCCUGUAAGCAUGUCUUCUGCUAUGACUGUGCAGUUAACUAUGAGAAGAAAUGUGACAAGAUGUGCCCUGGCUGCUCAGACCUGGUCCAGCGCAUCGAACAGUGCCAGCGCGGUUCCCUCUUCAUGUGCAGCAGUGUGCAAGGCUGCAAACGCACCUACCUCUCACAGCGAGACCUGCAGGCCCACAUCAACCAUCGCCACAUGAGGGCCAGCAAGACCGGAUCCUCUCGCCCGGAUCCACCACACCCGGCGCUGGCCUCCAACUCACCAGACCGCUUCCGAUUGCCGCCACCUCCUCACCUGGCUAAAACACACCCUCUCGUUCCUCCCCCACUGCAAGGCCACGAUACCUACAACCAUCCACCUCCAACCUCUCCCUCUGAUCUGGGACCCUCCCCGCGGCCUCUCCCCCCGGAAACCUUCCGAAUCGCCACAGUGACUACACGUAAGCAUAGCAACCUCAUCACAGUGCCCAUUUAUGAUGACUCCAGGAGCUCCGGCCCCUGCCCCCAUGAGCCACAUCCACAGACCCCUCCUGGCCCGCCUCCACACCAUCACCCUGGUGAUUACGCCAGCCAACCAUUGGUGUCCCAUCCGCAUCAUAUCAUGACUCCACCACAACAACAACAUUACGGGCCUCCGCCGCCUCUGAGCAUCCCCAUUCAGCACCCACCACAAGGCUCAGCCACACCUCACAUUGUUUACAAUCAACCACCUCCCAUGUCAACACCACCUCCACCCGGACACAUCAUCAGCCAGUUGCCACCCUACAUGAAUCACCCUCCACCUUGUCCGAUUCCCCCGGUCAGUGCACACCACUACAACCUAAACUCAAUGCCACAGGACCAAAGCACUCUUAGCCCACCUUUUACCCAACCGGGUGCCAUGAGCCCAGGGAUGUGGCCCAAUCCCCAUGGCCCUCAUCCUUCCCGUAUGCAGGGGCCGCCACCACAGGGACAGAUGCCAGGGCCUCAUCACCCCGACCAGUCACGAUAUAGACCCUAUUACUAGUAGUAUCCCAGCUUUGUUGGCUCCUUCAGACCGUUUGACCAUAGAUGGUUAACCAUAUCUCGUCAGAAACAACACUAAACUGUCUGAGCUGUUUGUCUUUACUGAUAACUUAAUAUGAUGAUCUCCAUUACUGUCAAUUUUGUACUAAUGUCCUGCAUUCAAGGAGGUUCCAUGGAAGAAGAAUAGUUGAGUGAAAAAAAAAAAACUACUUUUUUUAGUUAAUAAUUUAACUGAAUUUUGUUUUAAACAUUUACUUAAAGUUUUACCCAACAACUGCAAUAAAUGAAACUUGAAUUCUA
Molecule: messenger RNA, 1827 nt
Organism: Carassius auratus (goldfish)
Lineage: Eukaryota; Metazoa; Chordata; Actinopteri; Cypriniformes; Cyprinidae
Product: E3 ubiquitin-protein ligase Hakai-like
Exons: 6
Coding region: 74-1528 (484 amino acids)
Biological process (GO): protein ubiquitination; regulation of cell adhesion
Molecular function (GO): ubiquitin protein ligase activity
Source: RefSeq, a predicted model, not a curated record